Molecule: messenger RNA, 969 nt
Organism: Pseudo-nitzschia multistriata
Lineage: Eukaryota; Bacillariophyta; Bacillariophyceae; Bacillariales; Bacillariaceae
Source: the annotation of a GenBank genome assembly
AAGAUUUGUGGAAGCGGCAGCUAACGAGUACUGGUUGUCGCAAUCGAAACACAAUCUAAAUAUGACACGUUGCUGUCUCGACCCGAGAUCGCUGUUAAAGACUGAGAAGAAACAGAAAUAUACUGAAACGCACACCAAUGACAAGGAACUCGACAUCGAGCCGUUCAGUUCCCUGCAGCUUUGCGACGAGUAUCGCGAUGGUCUUCCCGAAGAAACGAGACGAAUUCAUAUGAAUCAUCUCAGGAACAUUACUGAUAGACUUCUGCGAGAACAACUGGCGUUAUCUACAUGCGAAGAUCAUUCGUAUCCGAACGAAAUCAAAUUUUGCAACAAAGGACGGAGCCGAAGUUGGACCGUGCAGAGUAGAAGCCAGCACGACAGUAAAGAUGGUCGUGAAUCUAUACAGACCCUGGAACCAUGGGUUGAAUCUUCGAUUGCCAAAAGUGUUGACGACAAACACCAACAAAGCGAUUCAAUAACCGAAAACGCCACUCUUUGCACUGCGUUUGAACUAUUAUCGACAAUAUCGUGCGGUAACAUGUGCGAUAGAAAAAAGAGUAUGAAAACCACGCCGCCUAAAAAGAAUCCCCCGAAGAAAUACGACGAUGAUUUGAAGGUAGUUGGCCCUCUGAUUCCACGCGAAAUCAGUUUUGAGAACCGCGGCGCCUUCAGAAAUGGUAUGCCGCGGGAGGAGCUCGUGAUCAAAGCAAAACGUAAAAAAUUUCUGAAGAAAUUGCUUGACAGGUCGGGAAGCAUCGAUCGCUCAACGAAAGUUAAAAAAGUCAGGGUGUACGUCGAUCCUCCGAAACGAACUGGGGGCAACAAUAGUGUCGGAAACAGCACGGUUACUUGGCCAACGGUGCGAAACGAAUUUUAAGGUUAUCAAACCAAAUAGGACUCGUCCGGAGACGUUCGUUGUGGUACUUUAUGCUUGUGACUAGUGUAGAGGAUUAUACAAAGUUUUAAAAG